Blepharisma stoltei is the source of this 432-nucleotide messenger RNA. The record is from the annotation of a GenBank genome assembly. NCBI's taxonomy places the organism in Eukaryota, Ciliophora, Heterotrichea, Heterotrichida, Blepharismidae.
AUGAUAAAAGGGGUAAAAAGGAUCUUUAAAAGAUGCAAAGCUUUCAUCCAAGACUCCAGGCUUAAGAGAAUAGAAAUAGGAACUGAUAUGCAUGGAAAUAUUUAUUACCAACACUAUGAUGAUCUUGAUUUUCCAACUAAAAGAGAAGUAGAGUACAAGGGCGACUGAAGGGAUGCAAUUAUGGAUCCAGUGUGGAGUCGGUGGCUCAAUGGGUAUGAUAUUCAACCUCCAAGCAAAGAUGAAAUAGAAAAUAGCUAUCAAUCUUAUCUCAAUAGGAAAAAGAUCGGAGAAGAGUGAGAUAAAAAGGACGAAUUAUUAAUGCAAAACUACAGAGAAGCCAUGAAAAAGAUUAGUUCUAUACGAAACGACAACAAAGAAUUUGUCCCAGAGGUUUGGACUCCACCUCAGCUUAAUAAAAAUAAGAAAUAUUAA